CUGCAAGAUUUGAAUGUGCCCCAGAAUCGGUCUCACUGACCACAGCAGGUACCCAGGGCAGGAAACCGAGCAGGACCCACAGCAAGUGUGGAGGCAAGACACAUCAAAGCGGAGAUGGGAAGUGAAAGAGCGCUCGUUCUGGACAGAUUAGCAAGCAAUGUGGCAAAACGGAAAAGCUCAAUGCCUCAGAAAUUCAUUGGGGAGAAGCGGCACUGCUUUGACAUCAACUACAACCCCAGCUACGCCUAUGAGAAGGAGACUGAGAUAAUGCAGACCCGAAUGAUGGACCAAGCCAUCAACAGUGCAAUCAGCUACCUUGGGGCUGAAGCCCUGCGCCCCUUAGUCCAGACGCCGCCUGCUCCCACCUCUGAGAUGGUCCCAGUUAUCAGCAGCAUGUACCCUUUAGCUCUCACCCGGGCUGAAAUGCCCAAUGGGGCCCCCCAGGAGCUGGAAAAGAAAAGGAUGCUCCUACCAGAGAAAAACUUGCCUUCUGAACGAGGUCUGUCCCCCAACAAUAGUGCCCACGACUCUACAGACACUGACAGCAACCACGAGGAUCGCCAGAAUCAUGGCUACCAGCAAAGCCACAUGGUCCUUCCCCAGGCCCGCAACGGGAUGCCACUUCUGAAGGAGGUCCCUCGCUCCUUUGAACUCCUGAAGCCCCCUCCCAUCUGCCUGAGAGACUCCAUCAAAGUGAUCAGCAAAGGAGGGGAGGUGAUGGAUGUGUUCCGGUGUGACCACUGCCAUGUCCUCUUCCUAGAUUACGUAAUGUUCACCAUCCACAUGGGCUGUCAUGGCUUCCGUGACCCUUUCGAGUGUAACAUGUGUGGCUACCGAAGCCACGAUCGCUACGAAUUCUCCUCUCACAUUGCCAGAGGAGAACACAGAGCCAUGUUGAAGUGA
Molecule: messenger RNA, 903 nt
Organism: Microtus ochrogaster (prairie vole)
Lineage: Eukaryota; Metazoa; Chordata; Mammalia; Rodentia; Cricetidae
Gene: Ikzf3
Product: IKAROS family zinc finger 3
Exons: 3
Coding region: 115-903 (262 amino acids)
Biological process (GO): regulation of transcription by RNA polymerase II
Molecular function (GO): DNA-binding transcription factor activity; RNA polymerase II cis-regulatory region sequence-specific DNA binding
Source: RefSeq, a predicted model, not a curated record